Messenger RNA from Aspergillus terreus NIH2624, 591 nucleotides. RefSeq lists its product as uncharacterized. Bases 1 to 591 code for a protein of 196 amino acids. The transcript has 2 exons. The record is from RefSeq and is a predicted model, not a curated record. Lineage: Eukaryota; Fungi; Ascomycota; Eurotiomycetes; Eurotiales; Aspergillaceae.
AUGGACGCACAGUCGGGAAACACAGCUUGGAGAAACCCAGAGUGCUGGUAUGGAGAGGACAUAUCACUGCCUCCCGAUGCUGAUAAUUCUUUGUCUAUUCUCAGCCCAAACCCGAUUGACCUUUCAUUAUUUGGUCAAUGCCCGACUGGAUUAUUUGAAGUGAGCUCUGCAAAUGCUCCUGGUACUAGAUGUACGGAACCCAACAUGGACGCCCUACAGUCCUUAUUAGCCGCUUCAACCGAUAGCGCAACAGCGAAUUACCACCGUCAGAUAUGUGGGAAUGUGGGCGAUGAUCUAGACCGUUCUGCCCACAGUGUUCCAGCCGCGCCCAGAGACAGGUCUAGAGUAAAAGCCCGCAGAUCGCGUCGAAAAAAUGUUUCCAAGUCAAAAUCCGGAAACCAGCGCCUGCAGUGUGGUUGGAACAACUGCGAUUACAAUGGCACGUUUGGACGCAAAGCCGAGCUGAUGCGACACAUUGACAGUAAACAUGUGAGCCCUGGCGCACACAUGUGCCCAAUGCCGAACUGUGGAAGAGCUUUUAACCGCAAGGACAACCUAGACGAGCAUCUGCGUGUCCAUUUGCGGAACUGA